CAAUAAAUAGGGAACUCCAAACGUUGCAAUUUAGUUGCGGCAUUGAUUUGUUAGGGAAACCUAGCUAGCUUGUUGUACUGUAUAUGUUUGUGAAUAUAUAGUAAUAUACAUUUAAUUUCUUUUUUGUUGAUUUUCGUACAAUUUUACCGACAUUUAACUUAUCCUCUUAAUUAAUUCCGUCGUCUCACCUGUCCGUCAUUCAAAAUGCUUACAACUCGUUCACCACUCACUAAGAAGAACAAAAACGCAAUCACCACUCAAAUGGACAACCUUUCGCUCGUUGACAAAGAAAACACCGUACGUUUGAACUGUUCAUUUUGUAUUUUAGGCAAUUUGUCAGUGAGUGUGACCAAUGGUCACGUCUGUCUAGUAGCACAUUACUGAAUUGAAUCUAAAGCAAUCAAGGUUAUGGUUGAUUAGCUAACUAGGUAAUUUAUCACGGAAUCCACUCUUUAAAAAUGUAUUUUUUUCCUCAUGCAGCCUCCUAGCCUGAACAGUACCCGGAUUCUAGCUUCAAAAACCGCGCGCAAAAUCUUUGACUCUGAGGUGAGUGAACAAGACUUCUGCUAAAGGUGCUCAAAUAGUUUAUGUAUAGUGACCAUUUUACAGCUUCAUGACUGGUGUAAUUAGCCUGGUAAUUCGCUAGAAUUUGAUCUUGAGGUGGUUAUUUGGCGCCAACAGUGUUUUUCGUCCUAACUAACUAGCGUUAAGCUGGUGAGCCUUCAAAUCAUGAUUACACUAUGCGCCUCGCUAUUUGAGAAGUUAGCUAGCUAUCUAGAAACUCAACAAGACAAGCAUAAUGUUUAAGUAGCUUUGUCAUUUGCAUAACUAGUUACACAAGUUGGCUACUCGGUGUUUCAUAAGGCUAGCUAGCCAGUAGCCUUCCACUCGAGCCAUGUUACGAAACCCUUUGUCUUGGCCUCUAGCUAGUUACAAUGGCUCUUUAUAUUUACAUUUUAGUCAUUUAACAGACGCUCUUAUCCAGAGCGACUUACAGUUAGAGUGCUUUUUACCAUCUAACGUUAUUUUAUGGGAAUCUUGACAUUAUACAUAAACUGGUAUGGUAGGCCUUUUAGUAUUUCUUGCGUAUGUAUUUAAAAUGUCCCCUUUUUUAAUUAUAUGAUCUUUUCAGAUUUUAACUUCGAGAAAUAUGCUCGUUUACUUAAACAACAUUCUAACAGUAAUUAUAUUAAUUCCACUUUUUUAUUUAUUCUUUCAGGUUAAGCCCAAAGAUGUCAACAAAUUCAACACAGAAGAGCCACUCCUUAAGGAAAAUCCACGCAGGUUCGUCAUUUUCCCCAUCAAGUACCAUGACAUCUGGCAGAUGUACAAGAAGGCGGAAGCUUCAUUCUGGACAGCUGAGGAGGCAUGUCCAACUCGCACACAUCAUUGGUCCAUGCAUUCAGUUAAACAUUUGACUUGGUGCAGACAAAUACAGGCAUGCAGUCAUUCUUUUUAGUCGAGGACAUUUUAUUGAUUCUGCAUUUUGUUUUCCAGGUUGAUCUGUCCAAAGACACACAGCACUGGGAGUCUCUGAAGGAUGAGGAGAGAUACUUCAUCUCUCAUGUACUGGCUUUCUUUGCUGCUAGUGAUGGCAUUGUCAAUGAGAACCUGGUAAGUUGAUCUUGAAUGUAUACAACAAUCAAUAUAACUAUACACUCAGAAAUCACUGAUCUAUGAGGGUUAGAAAAUGGCAACUCAUCCAGUAUUCAAACGUGGCUGUGUGGAAUUUAAUGUUGACCUAACUUCCUUUUCACCACUAGGUGGAGCGAUUUACACAGGAAGUCCAGGUGACUGAAGCGAGAUGCUUCUAUGGUUUCCAAAUCGCCAUGGAGAACAUCCACUCUGAGAUGUACAGCCUGCUCAUUGACACCUACAUCAAAGACCCCAAAGAGAGGUCAGUGUCAUUCUGUCAGUCUACGCUUUUAGUUGACAGCAAGGACACUACCAAUAUUUAGCAUAUGUAUUGUUACCCACAUAUGUUCUAUUAUCUGGCAAUGAUGAGAAGCGCAGGGGUACGUACCUCAGCUGAUAAUGGGAGCUGAGUGUUGGUGCUGGUUCUCAGCUCAGUGGGCAUGUGGUCUGCUGACUGAGGGGUGCCAACACGAUAUAGACGCCUGACUGAGCCUCAUGAUAGUAAAGUGUACUCCACCAAUGCACUGAAUUCAAACCCCCUAAGCAAUUUAUUAAGUCUAAGCAUUUUGUAGUGCGGCCUUAAGCAUUCUCUGAGACUGUGCCCAAUGUACUUUGUCAUACAGGGACUACCUCUUCAAUGCCAUUGAAACUCUCCCCUGUGUGAAGAGGAAGGCUGAUUGGGCCCUGGACUGGAUCGGUAACAGAAAUGCUGAAUUUGGUAGGUACAUUCAUUUCCAUUUCUUAAAAACCUGCAUAGGAUUGUUGUGGUCAAUCAGUUGGCAAUGGGUGUUGCUUGUAUUCCAGGUGAGCGUGUGGUUGCAUUCGCUGCUGUUGAGGGGAUCUUCUUCUCUGGGUCCUUUGCGUCCAUUUUCUGGCUGAAGAAGAGGGGCCUCAUGCCUGGCCUGACCUUCUCCAAUGAGCUCAUCAGCAGAGACGAGGUGGGUGUUUUCACAAUGUUGAUUUUAGUCUUCUACAUCAUUAUCCCAUAGGGAAAAACCUGGUUGAAAUUGUCAUCCAUCAGAAUUUGGUUACAAUAACACUAUUAUGAUGUUUGGAUACCCUUUGUGUGUUUGUUUCAAUGUGGGGGGGGGAAAAGCAACAUUCUUCGUGACUACUUGGCAUUAUCUUACUAAGUUAGUUCUGUCUAAAUCCAGGGCCUGCACUGCGACUUUGCCUGCCUCAUGUUCAAGCACCUGGUGAACAAGCCCUCAAAGGAGACGGUCACCAAGCUCAUCAGGAACGCCGUGGAGAUUGAGCAGGUAUGUUGAAUUAACAAUAAGGGCCUGUUGCCUUGACUCUGAUUAAGCCUACUCUUGAUAUGUGACCCAAAUGUCACCCUUUACCUAUACUGUACUAGAUGUCUCUGAUACUGCACUACAGAUCUAUGGGCCCUGGUCAAAAGUAGUGUACUAAAUGGAGCCAUUUGGCACACACCUGGCCCUAAUUGUGCUUAAUGGAUGAUAUCUACCUUUUUUGUAUCUGGAUUUGAAUAUUAAACCUCUAAUUGCUGAUGUCUGUUCACAUUUCAGGAGUUCCUGACAAAAGCCCUUCCAGUAAAGCUGAUUGGUAUGAACUGUGACCUGAUGACCCAGUACAUAGAGUUUGUGGCUGACAGGCUGAUGUUGGAGCUGGGCUUUGACAAGGUGAGAUGGUAGUCCAUGGUUCAGUCCCUAAUGGCAACCCACUUACUAUGUAGGGGGGGGGGGCCCAUGAGCCAACUUAAUUUUCAUGUGAUUGAUAGAAAUGGGCUAGCAAUGAUGAGAAGCGCAGGGGUACGUACCUCAGCUGAUAAUGGGAGCUGAGUGUUGGUGCUGGUUCUCAGCUCAGUGGGCAUGUGGUCUGCUGACUGAGGGGUGCCAACACGAUAUAGACGCCUGACUGAGUCUUGCCUGUAAAGAUGUACAGUGGGGAGAACAAGUAUUUGAUACACUUUUCCUACUUACAAAGCAUGUAGAGGUCUGUAAUUUUUAUCAUAGGUACACUUCAACUGUGAGAGAUGGAAUCUAAGUAUUUGAUACAUCAGAAAAGCAGAACUUAAUAUUUGGUACAGAAACCGUUGUUUGCAAUUACAGAGAUCAUACGUUUCCUGUAGGUCUUGACCAGGUUUGCACACACUGCAGCAGGGAUUUUGGCCCACUCCUCCAUACAGACCUUCUCCAGAUCCUUCAGGUUUUGGGGCUGUCGCUGGGCAAUAGGGACUUUCAGCUCCCUCCAAAGAUUUUCUAUUGGGGUCAGGUCUGGAGACUGGCUAGGCCUCUCCAGGACCUUGAGAUGCUUCUUACGGAGCCACUCCUUAGUUGCCCUGGCUGUGUGUUUCGGGUCGUUGUCAUGCUGGAAGACCCAGCCACGACCCAUCUUCAAUGCUCUUACUGAGGGAAGGAGGUUGUUGGCCAAGAUCUCGCGAUACAUGGCCCCAUCCAUCCUCCCCUCAAUACGGUGCAGUCAUCCUGUCCCCUUUGCAGAAAAGCAUCCCCAAAUAAUGUUUCCACCUCCAUGCUUCACGGUUGGGAUGGUGUUCUUGGGGUUGUACUCAUCCUUCUUCUUCCUCCAAACACGGAGAAUGGAGUUUAGACCAAAAAGCUCUAUUUUUGUCUCAUCAGACCAAAUGAACUUCUCCCAUUCCUCCUCUGGAUCAUCCAGAUGGUCAUUGGCAAACUUCAGACGGGCCUGGACAUGCGCUGGCUUGAGCAGGGGGACCUUGCGUGCGCUGCAGAAUUUUAAUCCAUGACGGUGUAGUGUGUUACUAAUGGUUUUCUUUGAGACUGUGGUCCCAGCUCUCUUCAGGUCAUUGACUAGGUCCUGCCAUGUAGUUCUGGGCUGAUCCCUCACCUUCCUCAUGAUCAUUGAUGCCCCACGAGGUGAGAUGUUGCAUGGAGCCCCAGACCGAGGGUGAUCUUGGUGACCGUCAUCUUGAACUUCUUCCAUUUUCUAAUAAUUGCGGCAACAGUUGUUGCCUUCUCACCGAGCUGCUUGCCUAUUGUCCUGUAGCCCAUCCCAGCCUUGUGCAGGUCUACAAUUUUAUCCCUGAUGUCCUUACACAGCUCUCUGGUCUUGGCCAUUGUGGAGAGGUUUGAGUGUGUGGACAGGUAUCUUUUAUACAGGUAACGAGUUCAAACAGGUGCAGUUAAUACAGGUAAUGAGUAGAGAAUAGGAGGGCUUCUUAAAGAAAAACUAACAGGUCUGUGAGAGCUGGAAUUCUUACUGGUUGGUAGGUGAUCAAAUACUUAUGUCAUGCAAUAAAAUGCAAAUUAAUUACUUAAAAAUCAUACAAUGUGACUUUCUGGAUUUUUGUUUUAGAUUCUGUCUCAAUUGAAGUGUACCUAUGAUAAAAAUUACAGACCUCUACAUGCUUUGUAAGUAGGAAAACCGGCAGUGUAUCAAAUACUUGUUCUCCCCACUGUAGUUUAAAUUUUGCCUUGGUCCCAGAUUUGUAUGUGCUCUUGCCAACACCAUUGCUCAUUGUCAACCCAAACGUGACAAUGAGUUGGUUGGUUUUGAUUGCACAGAUGGGCACUCUGGCUACUAGAAAUGGGUGGUGUUACUGAAACCAAAGCAUUUUAUUCAACUAGCAGACACAUUCAAUUAACUUCUCUUCUAGAUCUACAGAGUGGAGAAUCCCUUUGACUUCAUGGAGAACAUCUCACUGGAGGGUAAGACUAACUUCUUUGAGAAGAGAGUAGGGGAGUACCAGAGGAUGGGUGUAAUGUCUGGUACUACAGACAACGCCUUCCGGCUGGAUGCUGACUUCUAAAGCUCUUACAGGCCCCCAAGAUGGCCUUGAAAUGACACUUUGAAACUGUAAACACUUGAAAGGGACAUGGACCAGACUAGAUGCUACCGGACCACCUUACCUCAUCCAU
Molecule: messenger RNA, 5495 nt
Organism: Coregonus sp. 'balchen'
Lineage: Eukaryota; Metazoa; Chordata; Actinopteri; Salmoniformes; Salmonidae
Source: the annotation of a GenBank genome assembly